AUGGCGCUGAUCCCGUCGCAGGUCCUGCGGGUCGCCAUCCUGCUGUCGUACUUCUCCAUCCUCUGCCACUACAAGGCGCUGGACAUGCCCGCGCACCAGACGUACGGCGGCAGCUGGAAGUUCCUCACCUUCAUCGACCUGGUGAUCCAGGCGGUGUUUUUCGGACUGUGCGUCCUGAUCGACGUGUCCAGUCUGCUGACGAAGGGCGGCGACAGCCGGGAGCAGGAGCGGCAGCUGAGGAAGCUGAUUGGCCUGAGGGACUGGAUGAUGGCCGUGCUGGCCUUCCCUGUCGGAGCAUUUGUGGUCUUCACAUUCUGGAGUCUGUACCUGUACGACAGAGAGCUGGUCUACCCCAAACUACUGGACAACUUCAUCCCUCAGUGGCUCAACCACGGCAUGCACACCACCGUUCUCCCCUUCAUCAUCAUCGAGAUGCGGACCACCCACCACCGGUAUCCCAGCAGGCCGUGGGGUCUGGCGGCGGUGUGUGGCUUCGGCGUGGGAUACAUCCUCUGGACGUGUUGGGUGCACCAGGUGACGGGGGUGUGGGUGUACCCGGUGCUGGAGCGCAUCGCCCCGCUGGCCCGGGUCGCCUUCUUCAGCGUGAUGACGCUGGUGAUCUGCGUCUUCUACGUUCUGGGGGAAAUCCUCAACAGCUACGUCUGGGACCAGCCGCACACAGCAAAGGUCAAAGGUGAGUGAUCGUCUCUCGGCCGUGUGGACGUCGACGUCGUCCUCGGGCGGACGGAGGAGGAGGAGGAGGAGGAGGAGGAGGAGGAGGAGGAGGAGGAGGAGGAGGAGGAGGAGGAGACGUGCCCCCGCCCGUCCAGGACAGCACAAGGAAGAACACAAAGUGACCUCUGUGGAGGUGGAAAUGAACAUUCUAACUCUGAACUGUAUCCAUAACAAUAACCAUAAAAAAACAUCAUCAGUUAAAUGUAAAUAGAGAAAAAAUGAAGACGAGGAGUCAAACAUCAUCUUUUUCUUUUUGUUCGUCAGUUAAGCGACUGUGAUGCAUCUGGAUUUUGUUUUAUAGGACGGGGAAUAUUUACACACACACACACACACACACACACACACACACACACACACACACACACACACACACACACACACACACACACACACACACACACACACA
Molecule: messenger RNA, 1141 nt
Organism: Scophthalmus maximus (turbot)
Lineage: Eukaryota; Metazoa; Chordata; Actinopteri; Pleuronectiformes; Scophthalmidae
Gene: aig1
Product: androgen-induced 1 (H. sapiens)
Exons: 6
Coding region: 1-702 (233 amino acids)
Cellular component (GO): membrane; endomembrane system
Source: RefSeq, a predicted model, not a curated record